AUGCCCCUACCCCAUGCCCCUACCCCAUGCCCUACCCCAUGCCCUGACACCCAUGCCCCUACCCCAUGCCCUGACAUGACACCCAUGCCCCUACCCCAUGCCCCUACCCCAUGCCCCUACCCCAUGCCCUCACACCCAUGCCCCUACCCCAUGCCCUCACGCCCAUGCGCCUACCCCAUGCCCUCACGCCCAUGCGCCUACCCCAUGCCCUCACGCCCAUGCGCCUACCCCAUGCCCUCAGUCACCCCCAUGCGCCUACCCCAUGCCCUCACUCACCCCCAUGCGCCUACCCCAUGCCCUCACUCACCCCCAUGCCCCUACCCCAUGCCCUCACCCCCAUGCGCCUACCCCAUGCCCUCACUCACCCCCAUGCCCCUACCCCAUGCCCUCACCCCCAUGCGCCUACCCCAUGCCCUCACCCCCAUGCGCCUACCCCAUGCCCUCACCCCCAUGCGCCUACCCCAUGCCCUCACCCCCAUGCGCCUACCCCAUGCCCUCACCCCCAUGCGCCUACCCCAUGCCCUCACCCCCAUGCGCCUACCCCAUGCCCUCACCCCCAUGCGCCUACCCCAUGCCCUCACCCCCAUGCGCCUACCCCAUGCCCUCACCCCCAUGCCCCUACCCCAUGCCCUCACCCCCAUGCGCCUACCCCAUGCCCUCACCCCCAUGCCCCUACCCCAUGCCCUCACCCCCAUGCGCCUACCCCAUGCCCUCACCCCCAUGCGCCUACCCCAUGCCCUCACCCCCAUGCGCCUACCCCAUGCCCUCACCCCCAUGCGCCUACCCCAUGCCCUCACGCCCAUGCGCCUACCCCAUGCCCUCACGCCCAUGCGCCUACCCCAUGCCCUCACGCCCAUGCGCCUACCCCAUGCCCUCACGCCCAUGCGCCUACCCCAUGCCCUCACGCCCAUGCGCCUACCCCAUGCCCUCACGCCCAUGCGCCUACCCCAUGCCCUCACGCCCAUGCGCCUACCCCAUGCCCUCACGCCCAUGACCCCAUGCCACCAUGCUCCCAUGCCCCCAUGCCCCCCUAUAACGUUCAGUGAGCCCAUGGCAUCGCAUGCGGACGCCACUCUCCACGUCGCCCCCAACACCCCCCCCCCGGGCCGACAGGUGGGCGACCCCCUACAGAUCUACCUGGACAUGGGGCGGGCGGCGGGGGCGGCGGGGGGCGGCAGGGCGGAGGAGGGGGACGUGGCGGUGUGGUGGGGGCGGGGGGCGGACGUGCAGCUCACCUUUGCUCGCUUCUCCGAUGCCAUGCCCACCGGCAGGCAGCACGGCCUGCAGCCCCUCAAGUUCCAGGACACGUUGGUGUACUGGCACGAGGACGACUGCCAGGACCCCACCCUGCUCGCUCCAGGCACACAGGUGGCAGCGCACAUACCGACGCACAGCUUUGGGCAGUGCAGCAACAACUUCAACAACUCCAACGAGGACGUGCUCUUCAACGACACCUGCCCCUCCACGGCAGCGCACGCACAGCACGCACAGAAGGCGCACUGCCUCUCCUCCAACUACAAGUUCGAACUCGUGGUCGAUGACCCCCGCCUCCUGGGCUUCGUUUCCUGGAAGCUUCUCCGCACGCUUGAAGCAGGUGGGUAUUAA
Closterium sp. Naga37s-1 is the source of this 1605-nucleotide messenger RNA. The record is from the annotation of a GenBank genome assembly. Lineage: Eukaryota; Viridiplantae; Streptophyta; Zygnematophyceae; Desmidiales; Closteriaceae.